Molecule: messenger RNA, 4671 nt
Organism: Cavia porcellus (domestic guinea pig)
Lineage: Eukaryota; Metazoa; Chordata; Mammalia; Rodentia; Caviidae
Gene: Gla
Product: galactosidase alpha
Exons: 8
Coding region: 313-1386 (357 amino acids)
Biological process (GO): glycoside catabolic process; oligosaccharide metabolic process
Cellular component (GO): cytoplasm
Molecular function (GO): alpha-galactosidase activity
Source: RefSeq, a predicted model, not a curated record
CUUAGGAGCAGAGAUCAGCGGCCCGGCUGGGUGCUUAUGUUUCACUUCCUGGUCCUAGUUCUCUGUGAAAUCCUUGUGGCCAGAGCACUGGAUAAUGGCUUAGCGAGGACGCCUACUAUGGGCUGGCUGCAUUGGGAACGUUUCUUGUGCAACCUUAACUGCAAGGAAGAGCCGGAUUCCUGCAUCAGCAUUGGGGAUGGAACCCAAGGCCUAACCCAUGUUGGGCCAGUUUUCACUGCUGAACUGUAUCUCCAGUCCCUGUUUUGAAAUUCUUGGUGUGGAAGUAUUCAGGGAUAAAGUGAGCAGCUCUUCAUGCAGAUGGCAGAACUCAUGGUCUCAGAUGGCUGGAAAGAUGUAGGUUAUGAGUACCUUUGCAUUGAUGACUGUUGGAUGGCUCCCCAAAGAGAUUCAGAAAAUAGACUUCAGGCAGACCCUCAACGCUUUCCUGGUGGGAUCCGCCGCCUAGCUAAUUAUGUUCAUAGCAAAGGGCUGAAGCUGGGGAUUUAUGCAGAUGUUGGAAAUAAAACCUGUGCUGGCUUCCCUGGAAGUUUUGGGCACUAUGACCUUGAUGCUCAGACCUUUGCUGAUUGGGGAGUAGAUCUACUAAAAUUUGAUGGCUGUUACUGUGACAGUAUAAACCAUUUGGAAAAUGGUUAUAAGUACAUGUCCUUGGCCCUCAACAGGACUGGCAGAAGCAUUGUAUACUCCUGUGAGUGGCCUUUAUAUCUGUGGCCCUUUCACAAGCCUAAUUACACCGAUAUCCGACAGUACUGCAAUCACUGGAGAAAUUUUGAUGAUGUUUCUGAUUCUUGGCAAAGUAUAAACGAUAUUUUGGACUGGACAUCAUCUCGGCAGGAAGAAAUUGUUGAUGUCGCUGGACCAGGGGGUUGGAAUGACCCAGAUAUGUUAGUGAUUGGUAACUUUGGCCUCAGCUGGGAUCAGCAAGUAACUCAGAUGGCCCUCUGGGCUAUCAUGGCAGCUCCUUUACUGAUGUCCAAUGAUCUCCGACAGAUCAGCCCUCAAGCCAAAGCUCUACUUCAAAAUAAGGAUGUGAUUGCCAUCAAUCAAGACCCCUUGGGCAAGCAGGGGUACUGCCUUAGAAAGGAAGACAACACUGAAGUGUGGGAACGACCGCUCUCAAAUUUAGCUUGGGCUGUAGCUGUGAGAAAUCUGCAGGAAAUUGGCGGACCUCGUUCUUACACUAUCACAAUUGUUUCCCUGGGUCAUGGAGUGGCCUGUAAUCCUGGCUGCUUCAUUACUCAGCUCCUUCCUGUGAAAAAAGAGCUGGGGUUCUAUGAGUGGACUUCAAGCUUAAAAACUCAAAUAAAUCCUACAGGCACUGUUUUGUUUCGGCUAGAAGCAGCCACAAUAGUUCAAAAAAAUUAAAUGCACUUGGGGAUGUGUAUUUUGGCAGUGUGUCUACCCCACUUCCUGUUCAGUCUUCACCCGUUUCCAGUUAAAAAGCUGGAUUCCUGUACACAAAAUUUCUCAACUUUGGAAUUUUCUUUUUUACAGUGCUAACGAUUGAACCCAGAGUCUCUGGUUUGCUAGGAAAGCACACUAUCACUAAGCUACAUUCCCAAGUCCCAGAUUGGAACUUUUAAAAACUUCUAAACCGGGUGUGGUAAACUGUGUGUGGUAUUACACCUCUACUAAGACUGGGAAGGCUGAGGCAAGAUUGCUGAGAGUUCACGGCCCGCUGUACUACAUAGUAAGAUCCUCUCAACAAAACAAGAAAAACUACUUCUAAAGGCGUAAAGGCAACCGACUGGAAAAGGCUUUUGAAACUAAUGUUCUAAGAAAUAAUAGCUGUAAUUUAUUGAGUAUUUUCUGUGCAAGGAACUGUAAUGGAUGGACAAAAUGUUACUGAUUAAUUUUAACCCUCAACAAUACCCACCAGCGCAGGUGUUCACUCACCGUAAAUUGCAGAGCCAGGAUUUAACCCCAAGCUCUUAACCACUGUACUGCUGCCGAAUGAGGCACUUGGAUGGCUAUUUACAAUAUUAAUGCAAAGAGAAAAUGAAGUUUUCUUGGUUGAAGGGCAAAAAAGUUGCUAGGUAACAAUAACCUUGAUAAACUAGUAACUACUCUCACCAAGAAUAACUAGGUAAUUUUAACCUAAUAAACCCUCCUCCCCUUAAAAUCAACUGUCUUGUUAUAUAAGAUGGUGAUUUUCAAACUGGGUAUUUAAACAAACAAUUUAAAAGGAAUUUCCAUUUUCUAGUACUCAGGAUUGAACCCAGAGCCUUCACACUGAGCUAUAUUGCUAGCCCACCUCCCCCUUUUUUUUUUUUCAGGUAGUCUCACAAAAUUAGAGGCUAGAUUCAAGUUUGUGACUUCCUGCUUGAGCCUCCCAGUGUUGGGAUUGCAGGCACAUGCUACCAUGUAUUCAAGACACACUUCUGCGUUUUUCCUGUUUUGUCUGAGAAUGCAUUUAUAACCAACCACCUUUCUCUCACAGGAGCAAAAAUAUUUAAAAAGUAUGUAUCUCACCCUUCUUGAAUGUACACACAAUACCAGAAGGCCCAUCUAACACUUUUUUUUGACACAGGGUCUCACUCUGUGGUGCAGGGUAGUCUCAGAGUUCCUCCUGCCUCAGCCUCCCAAGUGCUGGAAUUACAAGCAUGAACCACCAUGUCCAGCUAAAGGGCCUGUCCAAAACACAAAAGUGCAUGCUGGAAUAAUUUUACCCACCAGGUAAUUAUUUCACACAAAAAUUUGAGGACUAAUACAUACUUAGUUCAUAAAACUGUGAUAGAAUUACUAAACCUAAACUAGGUGUGGUAAUGCAUGCCUGCAAUCCCAGCAAUGGGGAGACUGAGGAAGUAGGAUCACUGAAUUUGAGGCCGGCCUUUUUUUUUCUCAGAAAAGUCAUUAAACCUGUACUUGUCUGUAAAUAUACAAAUUUGGCAAAUUGCUCUGCCUUGAGAUGCACCUCCAGUUAUGAAAUUUAUACAGCAUUAUUUGUUUUACCCUAUUUUUGCUGCUUAAAUACAGAGUUCAGUAUCUGUAAGAAUGAAGUAUAAGAAUAUACGAUUUGAAAUUACAUCAAGACAUUAUUUUUAAGUGUCCCUGAUUAGCCGGGCGUGGUGGCUCAUGCCUAUGAACCCCAGCACUUGGGAGGCUGAGGUGGGAGAAUUUUUGCGAGUUCAAGACCAGCCUGGGCUAUAAAGUGAGCUCAAGGCCAGCCUGAACUGCAUAACAGACUGUCUCAAAAAAGACAAAAAAAAAGGUCCCUGAUUAAGAUUCCUUGGGGCACUCAACACAAUAGUUCAGUUGAAUGUUCUAGUUUAAAAGUGGGGGGGGGGUUUAUAAGUCUGAAGACAAACAUAAUAUAUAAUGUAUUGGUGCCUGGAAAACACAGCCAAAGUUCGUUAUCAAAGGUCUUAAAUACCAGUAGGUUGCCUAAUUCUUGAUACACUUUAGCCAGUAUGGCUAUAUUACUGAACCUGUCCCCAUUAUCCUCAAACAUGUCACUUAGGUAACAUAACCAACUUUUAACAGCAAACAGGAUCCCAUGACAACCCAAGGGCUUAAAAGUGUCAAAUUAAAUCUCUAACAUUUGAUGUGAAUUCAACCAGUCAAAUUCAAUCAAGAAAUACUAAAAAGAACCACGAAGCAGGAAUUUCCCAUGAGAAAUUUUGCUGAUGGCUUAUGGUAGCUUAUUCCUACCCAAAAGACAUAAUACAACCAAUGAAGUAAAUGUGGCAAGAUUUUAUUGUCUUCAUAAAAAAACAAAACAUGAAGUUAAAACUGGAUCACUUGGCCCUGUAACAGAAGGGAAAAAAAAGUUGAAAAUUGUAUUUCAUUUAGCUAUUUCUUAUGUUUAUUUCAAUUAAGGGAAAAAUUUAAAAAAUUAGGAUAUAUAGUAGUAACUCUUUUUGAUCUCCUAUUAACUUGUUUUGAAGUCCUGUAAUACUCCCAAGAUCUUGUUUUGACUGAUUAGACUCUGUUCCAUUCUGUGCGAUAGUAGCAAGUCUGAGGGUAUAGGCAACUAAUUUGAAGGCAAUAAGAUUCACAAAGAUGCCCAUUCUGGUUUGACUAUUGUCUCCUUUGGAAGUCCUGUAAUGUUCACAAUGCCUAAGUUUUAUUGGUCUUGUUCUCCACUGUUUUGUCCAACUUUAUAAUAUCUAAUGAGAUAGACAAUUCCUUUUAAGGAAACAAGAGACAAUGCUGAUAACCAUUGUUAAUAACCUUGUACUCUGUUCUACAUUAUGUGCUAUGUCUAUCCUUGGUUUUGACUUACAGCUUUGUUUUGCCAUAUUUGACUUUAUUCUCUCCCCCCCAAAAAAAGUAAUAAGAACUAAGGAGUAAUAAAAUCCAAAAUAUGUAAAUUUUGUUGUAAAAAAGAGAGGGAGGGAAAAAAAAAAGAGCUCUAACGGAUAUAACAGCAAGUGUGUUUAGGGAUGUUAAAUAGCUGACUAUAUUAAUGUUUUUGGAUCAUUGAACACAGCUGUUUGCAGUCUCUCUGUUUGAAUGUCUAAUUUGUAUUCUUUGAUACUGUGAUUUGAGCAACUAUUUCCAAGGUGAUAAUAUGUAAUCUAUUAACAGGUGAUUUCUUACUGUUAUGUUUUUUUUUUGUAGUUCUGUAUUAUGUGUAACCUUACACUGCUUUGUUUUGUUUUGUGUUUUUCUCUUUUUCCUCUUAAAUAAAGAGAUCACCAUGCUGAA